CUGUGGUGCUUGUCAAAAUGAGAAAGUGACCGUCAGUGACCUGGCUUGGUACUCCUGUCACCAGAGUCUCCUGGAGCCAGUGGUCAGCCCAGCUGAAGCCGGAGGAGGAAGGAAGAGAAGCACAGCCUGAUCAGGAAUGUUUACCCUUGCAGAAGUUGCAUCGCUCAAUGACAUCCAGCCAACUUACCGUAUCUUGAAACCAUGGUGGGAUGUAUUUAUGGAUUAUCUAGCUGUUGUUAUGUUAAUGGUUGCCAUUUUUGCUGGAACCAUGCAGCUGACCAAAGACCAGGUGGUCUGCUUGCCAGUUUUGCAGUCUACUGUAAAUUCAAAAGCACAACCCGGCACGUCAGGGAAGGCUGACUUUACAACUGUUGAAACAACCACUGGUCAAGGAGAAGAAGCAUCAAUGAGAACGGUUUCCUUCGGAAGUGCCCCUACUGUAACACCUGAUGUACCCCUGAGCAGAGCUACCUCUUCUCAGUAUCAACCCACUGAAUCAGGCCAGGAGGUGAAGAAGGAGCAGAAAGAUUCUUCAGGCCGUAAAACAAAUUUGGAUUUUCAGCAAUACGUAUUUAUUAACCAGAUGUGCUAUCAUUUGGCUCUUCCUUGGUAUUCAAAGUAUUUUCCCUAUCUUGUUCUCAUCCAUACUAUCAUUUUAAUAGUCAGUAGCAAUUUUUGGUUCAAGUACCCCAAGACUUGCUCAAAAAUUGAGCAUUUUGUGUCUAUAUUAGGGAAGUGCUUUGAGUCCCCUUGGACUACAAAAGCAUUGUCUGAAACUGCAUGUGAGGACUCAGAGGAGAACAAACAGAGGUUAACUGGUGCCCAGUCCCUGCCCAAGUAUGUUUCCACUAGCAGUGAUGAAGGAAGCCCAAGUGCCAGCACUCCCAUGAUAACAAAGUCUGGCUUCAAAUUUUCAGCUGACAAGCCAAUGAUCGAGGUUCCCAGCGUCACUAUUUUAGAUAAGAAAGACGGAGAACAAGCCAAAGCGCUGUUUGAGAAAGUCCGUAAGUUCCGGGCUCAUGUGGAGGACAGUGAUCUGAUUUACAAGCUCUAUGUAGGCCAGACUGUCAUCAAGACUGUCAAAUUCAUAUUUAUUCUCUGCUAUACUGCAAACUUUGUCAACACCAUUAGUUUUGAACACAUCUGCAACCCAAAAGUGGAACACCUGAUUGGCUACACACAGUUUGAAUGUACACACAACAUGGCUUACAUGUUGAAGAAGCUGCUUAUCAGCUAUAUUUCCCUCAUUUGUGUCUAUGGCUUUAUCUGCCUCUACACACUUUUCUGGCUGUUCCGAAUACCUUUAAAAGAAUAUUCUUUUGAAAAGGUCAGAGAAGAGAGUAGCUUCAGUGAUAUCCCUGAUGUCAAAAAUGAUUUUGCAUUUCUCUUGCAUAUGGUAGAUCAGUAUGACCAGCUGUAUUCUAAGCGAUUUGGUGUCUUCUUGUCAGAGGUAAGUGAGAACAAACUACGGGAAAUUAGUUUAAACCAUGAAUGGACUUUUGAAAAGCUGCGACAACAUGUUUCCCGCAAUGCCCAGGACAAGCAAGAGUUGCAUCUCUUCAUGCUAUCAGGGGUCCCCGAUGCAGUGUUUGAUCUGACAGACCUGGAUGUGUUGAAACUGGAGCUGAUUCCUGAAGCAAAAAUCCCUGCAAAAAUUUCCCAGAUGACAAAUCUUCAGGAGCUUCAUCUGUGCCACUGCCCUGCGAAGGUCGAGCAGACUGCCUUCAGCUUCCUCCGGGACCACUUGAGAUGCCUUCAUGUGAAAUUCACAGAUGUUGCAGAAAUUCCUGCGUGGGUGUAUUUGCUUAAAAACCUCCGUGAAUUGUACUUGAUAGGCAAUUUGAACUCUGAAAACAAUAAAAUGAUAGGGCUUGAAUCUCUCAGAGAGUUGAGACACCUUAAAAUUCUCCACGUGAAGAGCAAUUUGACCAAAAUUCCCCCCAAUAUCACAGAUGUGGCACCACAUCUGACAAAACUAGUCAUUCAUAAUGAUGGCACUAAGCUUGUGGUACUCAAUAGCCUUAAGAAAAUGACUAAUGUUGCAGAGUUGGAGCUGCAGAACUGUGAACUGGAGAGAAUUCCCCAUGCCAUCUUCAGCCUCUCUAACUUACAGGAACUGGAUUUAAAGUCAAAUAGCAUACGCACAAUUGAAGAAAUCAUCAGUUUCCAGCACUUAAAAAGAUUGACUUGUUUAAAGCUGUGGCACAAUAAAAUAGUCAACAUUCCUUCCUCCAUUACCCACAUAAAGAAUUUGGAGUCUCUUUAUCUCUCCAAUAACAAACUCGAAUCCUUACCAGCCGCAGUGUUCAGUUUACAGAAACUUAGGUGUUUAGAUGUAAGCUACAACUCAAUCGCAUUGAUUCCAGGGGAAAUAGGUUUGCUUCAAAAUCUGCAGCAUUUUCACAUCACAGGAAACAAAGUCGACAUUUUGCCAAAACAGUUGUUUAAAUGUGUUAAAUUGAGGACUUUGAGUCUGGGACAAAACUGUAUUACCUCAAUCCCAGAUAAAGUUAGUCAACUGUUGCAGCUGACUCAUCUGGAACUGAAGGGAAACUGCUUGGACCGUCUGCCAGCCACUCUGGGGCAGUGUCAGCUUCUCAGGAAAAGCGGGCUUGUGGUGGAAGAUCACCUCUUUGAUGCUUUGCCCUCAGAAGUUAAAGAGGUGUUGAAUCAAGACACAAGCAUUCCCUUUGCUAACGGGAUUUAGGCUGAGGUGAAAUGAUCCAGUAGCUGACUUUCCAAAAGGCAAAUGCUAAAAAGUAUGGCAAUUGUGAGACCAUGCAUUUUAGAAAGCAGAAUUCCUUGGAAGGCAGGACUACUAGCAGGAUUAGAAGAGGUGUAACUGAGUGUUCAAUGUUUGCAGUGUUUUAAAAGAUUAUUUCCAAAAUUUUUGAGAGGAUAAAGAACCUUAAUAAUCUCAAUUCUUUUUUCCUUAAUUUGUUUGUAACUUGGAUGCUGCCGCUUUUGAAUGUUUACAAAUUUGCUUGCCUGCUUAAAGUAAAUGAUUAAAUUGAUGACCUUUUCUUACUAUGCAAGUUAUUCCUCAAGGUCUGGAUUUACUUUAGUGCAUUAUGGGAGGGGGAAACAAGGACAAGCGUUGUAUACGGUAUGGUUCUAACAGCACUUGAAACACAUGUUGAUGUGUGUUGUUAGUGUUUAGCCAUCCUCAGCAAGUGAAACCAGUUUGGCUGUGCUUUGAACUGCACCAGAACCACCAUUUUCCUGCAUUAAGGUAUGUGUUUGCAUCAGGCCAAGUGUGUUUGCCUUCAUUCUUCAUCCUCAAGGCCUCAUGUUGUUGGGUGAGAUUUCUUCUGUGGUCCAGUGUGCUACUCCUUCACACUGGCAAAGACUAGUCACAUUCCCACAGCUGGUCUCCCCCUCAGCUUCCAUAACGCUCCUCUGUCCCACACAGGAGUGGGUAGUAGAAGGGAGAAUACUGCCACUUGGCUUUCGAGUUGGGGAUAGUUUUGAUAUUUGAACUGUUUUGCAAGGUGACUUUGAAAGCCAUUAAACACCAAGUGACUUUACUGCUCAUGUUUUGCUCCUCUUCUGAGUUUUCAUCUGGGAAACUCAAGGCAUUUUAUGAGUUGGUGAUUGUUUUGUUUCACAGCCCUUGCUUAGGAACUGGGGUGUCUGCUCCGUUUACGAGACUAAUGACUGAGACAUAAGAGUUACGAUUUACCCAAACAUGAUUUAGCUUUAUCACCUAUUGUGGUGUGUCUUUCACACCUGGACUUUAACCAUAGGACCACCCUUCUCCCCCACCCCAGCCCAAGUAAUUUGAUGUUUUUGAACAUUUACGCACUGUUAGAAAACCCGGUGUGCCAGAUAAAGUCAUCAAAUAAAGAAAAAAGCAGACAGCAGUGAGCGUGGGAUUUUUUUUUUUUGGUUGGUUUUUUUGGUGUUGUUUUUUUAACCGAGUUUGCAUUGCCAGAACCAUUAAAGAAAUAUAAUCCAUUAAAUCUGCAAAAUCAUCAGUUGUAAAUCUUGGCCAUUUACAUUCCAUUUGUG
Haliaeetus leucocephalus (bald eagle) is the source of this 4011-nucleotide messenger RNA. RefSeq names its product leucine rich repeat containing 8 family, member D (gene LRRC8D). Lineage: Eukaryota; Metazoa; Chordata; Aves; Accipitriformes; Accipitridae. The transcript has 2 exons. The record is from RefSeq and is a predicted model, not a curated record. The coding region runs from base 137 to 2707 and encodes 856 amino acids. Gene Ontology annotation, molecular function: protein binding.